This is a messenger RNA of Solanum pennellii, 2054 nucleotides long. RefSeq names its product glutamyl-tRNA(Gln) amidotransferase subunit A, chloroplastic/mitochondrial. Gene Ontology annotation, biological process: translation. Gene Ontology annotation, molecular function: glutaminyl-tRNA synthase (glutamine-hydrolyzing) activity. Gene Ontology annotation, cellular component: glutamyl-tRNA(Gln) amidotransferase complex. Lineage: Eukaryota; Viridiplantae; Streptophyta; Magnoliopsida; Solanales; Solanaceae. The record is from RefSeq and is a predicted model, not a curated record. Bases 58 to 1647 code for a protein of 529 amino acids. The transcript has 10 exons.
UGGAUAAACCCUGUAAAAAUGUCAAUCUCCUUCACUCACCAUUAGCACACUGGAAAAAUGCUAUCUUCAGUACAAACUCCUCGUCUUCUCCGUUUUCAAUCCUUCACUCUCAAAUGUCUUCACACCCACCCCACCACUACCCCACCACCCCCACAUUCUCAAAUUCUCACAAUCCGCAAAUCCCUUUUAUCCCGUGAAAUCUCAGCCGUUGAUCUCGCCGGAACUUUUUUGAACCGGUUACGCAAUACUGAACCCCAACUCAAGAGCUUUCUGUAUGUAUCCGAUGUCGUAUUGAAGGAAGCUGAGGAGAUUGAUAGGAAGAUUGCGGAGAAUGAGGAAUUGGGUCCGCUUGCUGGGGUUUUGGUUGGGGUUAAGGAUAAUAUUUGUACUUCUGAUAUGCCAUCAACUGCAGGGUCAAAGAUUUUGGAAAAUUAUCGACCCCCUUUUGAUGCUACUGCUGUUGGGAAGAUGAAAAAGUGUGGUGCAAUUGUUAUUGGGAAAACGAAUAUGGAUGAAUUUGGUAUGGGGAGUACUACUGAAGGCUCGGGUUAUCAGGUGACAGCUAAUCCUUGGGAUUUGUCCCGGGUACCAGGUGGUUCAUCAGGGGGCUCAGCUGCAGCUGUUUCUGCUAGACAAUGUAUGGUAUCAUUGGGUAGUGAUACUGGUGGAAGUGUAAGGCAACCAGCAUCUUUCUGUGGUGUUGUUGGUCUAAAGCCAACAUAUGGGCGUGUCUCCAGAUAUGGACUUGUGGCAUAUGCUUCAUCUCUAGAUGUUAUCGGUUGUUUUGGUUCAUCCGUUACUGAUGCGGCCAUUCUCCUUCAUGCAAUUUCUGGUCAUGACAAGUUUGACGCAACAAGUAGCAAAAAAGAAGUUCCCGAUUUUGCUUCCCAAUUUAUUGCAAGAAAUCAUUUGGACUCUAAACCUCUGAAAGGACUGAGAGUUGGUCUGAUCCGGGAAACCAUUGAAGGUGGAGUUGACCCGGACGUAAUUUCUUCAAUCCGUGGUGCUGCAAGUCAUCUUGAAGAACUCGGAUGCACUGUCACCGAGGUCUCUUUGCCAUCCUUCUCUCUUGGAUUGCCAGCUUACUAUAUCCUUGCUUCAUCUGAAUCUUCUUCAAAUUUGUCCCGUUAUGAUGGUAUCAGGUAUGGGAAACAAGUUUUUGCUGAUGAGUUAAACUCCCUUUAUGGGGAAUCUCGUGCCGGAGGCUUAGGUUCUGAGGUGAAAAUGAGAAUCCUAAUGGGGACAUAUGCUCUGUCUGCUGGUUAUUAUGAUGCAUAUUACAAGCGAGCCCAGCAGGUCAGGACUUUGGUAAGGGAAAGCUUCAGGGCAGCAUUAGAUGAGAACGAUAUUUUGAUUUCUCCUGCUGCACCAUCAGCAGCUUACAAAAUUGGUGAAAAGAAGAACGAUCCGUUGUCAAUGUAUGCUGGUGAUAUUAUGACUGUCAAUGUGAACUUGGCUGGUCUUCCAGCAUUAGUUCUCCCGUGUGGAUUUGUUGAUAGCAGUUCUGUGGCCCUUCCCGUUGGUGUUCAGAUGAUUAGUGCUGCAUUUGAAGAGGAGAAAUUGCUUAAAGUAGGCCAUAUCUUUGAGCAGACACUGCAAGGCUGCUCUUUUAUUCCUCCUCUAGUUGCUGAUGAAUUGGGAUGCUAGUCGUGAAUUCUUGCGCGCAGUUAUGUUCCAGUUAAUCAAUGCAACGAUUUCACGCAAAGUGACUGCAAAAUAGCACCAUGGUGCAAAGCUCUGUGCUGACAAGAAGACGACAGGUUCGUCUAUCUAGUAUCAAAUGAUCCAACAAACCUUCCAGGCUCGUGCCACUGUUUCCAAACGAAUCGUUACGUUCAGAAAACUUUCUUGUGCUGGAUUUUUUUUGUAGGAUUGGCGCGUAAAGAUAAGCGCCAAUCGAAAAUUCAUAAGAACUCUCAAUAUCUGAGAUACUUGUAGCUUAUUGCAAGCAAAUUCUUUUUGUAAAUUAGCAUGCAUCAAUUUUGAAAACUUUGAUGUAUACAUUUAUGUCAUCUUUAUUUUCUGCAAAGUUGAUUUCAAGUUUUUGCCCUUGA